AUGGACACUUCCCUGAGAUGCGGGAGCGGCUCCCAGUCGCUCAAGGUCCACGCCAAAGAGAAGUUUCCUCUGGCCUCGCAGAUUUUCCUUCAGGUAUCGUCUCGAUCCUCGUUGUUCUUCCUCGUGAGACGCGUCGUGGAACGGAAGAGCUGAGAUUAGCGUUUCUUUUCUCGUUAUCAAAUGUUGUCUCGUGGUGUCUUUCCUCUUCCCUUCUAUUCCGAAUUUCGAAGUUAGUGCAAGUUUUUCUGGCCGAUAUGAAGCUCAAUAGUCCCGAGUUUGCAUAUCAAACGUCAUCAUCGUUGUUUGAGCUUCACCACGACGAAAGUAAGAGAUCAUAAAUGACGAAUCAAGCCAGAGUAUAAUUCGUUCUACAUGCGACAUUUCAGACCUCCGUAUGGAAGGGCUGACUAGUUUGCCUUUUGACUCCCUGCGUUAGGCACGAGUGGAUAAGAUUGAAGAUAAGGUUUGACUAUGGUAUAUUUUUAAAUUACGAACAUAUUUGACUAGGCUUUUCUCCGCCAGAUUUUUAUCUUCUCUAAUUGAUUGUUUACCUCUUAUAAAUGCAAAUAAAGAAAAAUAUAUAUAUGGAUAUGUAUUUCCAGGGGGACUUCUUCCCAUAUUCUAACAUAUAAUUGUAAUGUAAGGCCAUCAAGUCGUUAAGUAUCUUCCUAUAAUUUUGUAGGGACACGCUGAAAUUGAUACAGGGAUUGGGGCUCCAUGUUUCCUUGCAGUCCUGAUACGGCAUUUUUAUCCUCAGGUUCAAAGAAAAAAUUGCAGCUGAAACUAAGUGUUCAACUCUAAUUCUUUAAAUGUGGACCUUACACUGACUAAUUGUAUUAGCAGGCAUCUGCUAGUAUGGGUGUGGGUUGUCAAUACAAUGGAGACAAGGAGCUCAGUUAUAACAUCCGAGGCAAGAAAGCAUUUCCUGUGACAUCAAAUGGAUUGGUGAACUUGAACGUUAAGGGAAGAUGUGAUGUUGACAAAGAAUUUAGAGAGGUAAGCAUCAAGAAUGUGAUCAUGAACUUAGAAGUUGAGUCAUGACGAGCAUUCUCUCUCUCUCUCUCUCUCUCUCUCUCUCUCUCUCUCUCUCCCAUUGUUCUGUAAGAUCGUAACUGCGUAGCUAUGUCACUCCCGCUCUUUUCCAGUAAAAAAAUCAUUAAAGUACAAUGGCUCUUCAAUCACAAGUAUUAGGCGUCGUUAACAAUGAACUCAAUGUAAAAGUGCGGAAGAAACAUCUAAAUAGGCAAAAUACAACAUUUCUUGAGCACAUUGUAUUAUGUGCAGCUUCUCUUCAAGACGUGUUAUUCUUAUUUGUUGCUCUGUCUUAGACCACAUUUGACAAAAAUCUCUGUUUAUGUAUAAGUAAUAUCUGUACACUUGUUGGUUUCAUCUUUUUCAUGGACUAGUUUCAUCAUAAAAAUGGUUUCCUACAUCUUGUAUGCUCAGUAUCUUUACUCGAGACUCCCUGAUUAGACCUGCUUUGUCAAGGAUAUAUUUUUUAUUGCCCAGCUCGAUGCAGUCAACCAUUGAAAAGGAUACUUAUCCAUCAAAAUUGGUAUCAGAUUUACAUUAGAAGAACAUAUUAGAUUGCUUCUUAAUCCACAGCAUUUCCAUCGGUAAAACAGGUAUUAGGCCCACAGAGUAGUCUUACUUACUGAGCAAGCUUUAUUUGAUAUUUUAUUUUCACCAAACAUUCCACCGUGGGACUUUGUUAUUGCAUAACUAAACAUUUUCAUUUCUUUUAUCAUGUGGCACAUAGAAUGACAAUUAUUCAUCCUCUCAACCACAUUUGCUCAGUUCCCCAAUUAUACAUUGCAAACGUGGGGGUUAUCUAAGGAAGCAUAUUCUAAAUAAUUUAGUUGAGAACUUGAAAAGCAUACUCUGUGGGGAAAUUAAUCUACAUUUUCUGCAUUUCGCGUCUUUAACCAUGCUUCUUCUGUGUUGACCUAAAAAAGUAUUUUCGGCAAGAGUGUCCACUUUAUUGCUUGAUGCACUGCGUUCAUUAUUUCAGGAAAAAUCUCGAAUCUUGGGGUUAAUAAUGACAAAUUUUAAGCUGGGUUUUGACAGUUCAAUGAUAUCUAAAAUUCUCUCUCUAAAGCAAACACUACUUAACGUCCAGCUGAUUGUAUGAGUAUUUUCUUUGCAGUUUCGUUUGAAUCCUUGUGCCCAGUCCGUAACACCCGUUUGCAUCAUAAGUCAGUAAACAAUGUUUUAUGAACCCGCGUCCACAUUUUUGAAUUGUGUGCCGAUCAAGAUUGCUUGCACAACAGAGAUAAGGCAAAAUUUUCUGUAGCCAAAUGAUAUUCGUCAAUGGCAUCAAGAAGUUUCUCAUUGUAUCUCCGUGCAUAUGAGUCAGGGCACGACGUGCAGUGACAUCUAAAACUGACUUUGAACAUUUACAUGUCGUUUUUAUUCCCUCUUCUGUUUCGCACCAACGAAAUUCAUUACCAGGAAUUUGACUGAUCCUUGACUCAUCACAUCCCAACUAACUUAGAAACUCUGCCAAUUAUCCACAGCCUGAAGAACAACCACUGAGAUAUCCCUUCUAUAACCGCUUUUAAUGUCAAAGGACCUUUUCCUUGUUGAUAAAUGAUACAGAUUUUUUAAUCCUGCAUAAGUUAGUAAUUUUAGAUGAGAAUUAUUUAUUUACAAAGUCUAGUUGUAAGCCUAUUUCUCACAAUCUCAUAUAUGGAGAGAGAUCAAAUUGUAAAUAACCCCCUACUCUGCUUGUUAAAUUACUGUCUUUCUCUCUGGGUUUUGAAAAUUUUAACCAAAGAAGAACUUGCCUUUCCAAAUUUAUAUUUCUUAUAUUGCAAUCUUGUUCUGAUGCAAUUCUGCUCCAAUACUUUUCCAGAGGAAAAGUAAACUGGCGGCAGAGUUGACCUGGGGCAUACUUAAUUUUCAGACGGAUCAAGAUCUGAGAUUGAAGGUGGGCUAUGAAGUAGUCAACAAGGUAUGGAUCCUCGUCCAAACGAUUUUCUCGCAUGCAAAUCAAUUUUUCAGAGUCCCCAACACAUGAACACUUGCAUUAUCUAAAUAACUGGAGGCUUCUUACCGGAGAUUAUUGUUAAUAAUUCUUUUUUAGCAUUUCUUCGUGCACUUUGAGAACUCCUUUAGUCCGCCACUUCCUACAAGUCAACGUUUUAUUGUUAGUGGCUGCUAUGAUGACGUCAGAAAGCUUAAUCCAUGAUAAUCUCCACGCUGACCAUCUAGAGAAGAGCUUAAUGCAUGAUAAUCUACCCACCUAUUCGUUAUAAGAAUGAUGCAUUAUUUUCAUCAAAGCAUGUUAAUUUAAAAGGCUGACAUAAUUCGGGCACAUUUGAUGAAACCCCCUGCAUUUAUUUCGGAAAAAAAUUUAGCCCUCGUUGGGGAAUUCUGAGUUCAUAAAUACUCCGUCGCAGGUUCCAUAUUUCCAGUUGAGGGAAAAUUGUUGGACCUUCAACGUUGACUCCAGUGGUAAGUGGAAUGUAAGAUACUGUCUGUGA
Molecule: messenger RNA, 3485 nt
Organism: Spirodela intermedia
Lineage: Eukaryota; Viridiplantae; Streptophyta; Magnoliopsida; Alismatales; Araceae
Source: the annotation of a GenBank genome assembly